CUCCGUCAACGUCGAUCGUAGUAGACCGGUGUCCGCGUGAUCGUGGGUAAUCGCCGUUGACGCUUCCUUGGAUGAUCUUUCGUGAGCAAUUUGGCGAGUGCAAUUUCGCGUUUGAUUGUGACCAAUUAGCGACUAAUCGAUGGUGAAGUGUUUGGGAGGGGAGUUUGUGUGAUUUUUUUUUUGGUUGGAACAGGUGUAAAAUGUCCGUGUACCCCAAUUCGCCCAAGUUGAUUCUGGAUAUAAGUAGCAACAGUCAGUUUGAACUUCCGUCAGUGAGUAGUAGUGAGCAUCGAUCACCGAAGAUGAUCAAGGUUGAGUCGUACGAGAAUUUGGCCGGUCACCAUAUGAUCCAUCAUCAUCACCAUCAUCCGGCGCUGGGUUCCGUUGGGUCAACCGGUCCGGAUUACACAACCCUGAUGCCUCCACACUCGCAGCCAACUUCGAUGCCUCAGCAAUCCGCGAUCUACGUGUAUCAAACCCCGACGAUCGUGACAACCCAAGUGGUUCCGGGAGAGCCGCUCAGUGUUCUGACGCCUCCCCUAACUUCGAUCAAGAAGCGCAAACUCGACGCCGACUACGACUACGAGUUCGAUCAAUCCUCGCUGAGUCCGACGGGUUGUGACAACAAACGUCCUCGGUACGAUCCGGGAACCGGUUACAGCUACCAUCCUGGAGAGUACCUCCAAACCUCCAACGGUUACGUGGUAGUUCCCGAACUGGCCAACUUGGAUGACGACAAGCUGUCACACCAGUCUCACCACCACAACCCUCCUCCCAUGACCUACUCGGAUCCCUCGCAGUACGGCAUUUACUACCAAAAUGACACUCCCUGCAGCAUGGAACCCCAAACCCCGUCCAGCAACUCCUCCCCGAACAAACCGGAACUCGACGCGAACCACUUCCAGCCCACUCCCUCGUCCUCCUCCACCACCUCGUCGUCCUGCAUGAUCACCAGCAGUUCCCCCACCCAAUCAACGCCAUCCGAACCACCGUCCUCCAAUGAUCCCAAUCCCGACAAGCAAAAACCCGGCCGGAAGUCCCGCAGCAACAGGAUCCGCAAACGUCAGGUCAGGGAAUCGAUCAGCUACGAGGAACUGCAAACGCAGCGGGUGAUGGCGAACGUGAGGGAGCGGCAGCGAACGCAGAGCCUGAACGAGGCGUUCGCCUCGCUGAGGAAAAUCAUUCCAACGCUGCCCAGCGAUAAGUUGAGCAAGAUUCAGACGCUGAAGUUGGCGUCGAGGUACAUCGACUUCCUGUACUACAUCCUCUCGAACAACGAGCUCCCGUCGAUGGACGAGUCCGGCCAGAAGCCCCUUUGCUCGGGUAGUGGCGCUUCUCCGGCGCUCAGUUCCGCCGCCUUUCAGCUAAACUCGGGCCAACUCUGUGGCAAUGGCGUAGGAGGAGGAGCUGGUGGAGGAGGUGGGGGCGUCGUCGUGCGCGAAAAACUCAGCUACCUGUUUAGCGUGUGGCGUAUGGAGGGAGAUUGGAACAUUGGCGGGGGAAGCGGAGAGGGGAACAGUCCCGAUGACAGCUGCUGCAGCGAUAAAGAGUGACGGGGUGACGACUCGAAGGGAUUUGUUUUUAAGUGAAAGUAUUAUUUAGCGCUAAGGUACGGUUCCUACAAGGCGACACAACAAAAGAGCGCACAAAAUAAAUCAUCAACGUGGUUUAGAAAACGAUUCCAAAUGAAAAAGAACUUAAAAUUUGAAUUAAUUAUGUUAAGAUUCUCCUCUUUUUAAAUUUAAGUGCUAAAAGCGAAACUUUUCUACUUUGUCCAAUCUAACUAAUUUAAGUGUUGUUGACGCGCAAAGGCAAUCGUUCACUUUGAGUGUGGCUCAAAGUUGAUGCGAUUUGCAGUUGUGGUCAAAAGUUGUUUCUCCUAAAAUCAUACCAAAGUGGGUGUACGCAUACAGAAAGUAUAAUUCCUUUAGAAGGGGACCUCUAAAGCAGAUUUUAUAUGAUUUUUCAAAGUGUCGAACUCCAUUCGAAAGCAUUUCCAUUUUAUUACUAUUGUAUACUUGUAACUUUUUUUAUGUUUUCCUUGGUUUUCUAUCUUUCAAUAUACUUCAAAUAGUUGUGAAUGUGACAAAACCGUUAAUGAAAAUAAGGAAGAGUAUUUAGAUGAUAAGUAUUCGUGACUGAAUGAAACAGUAAAGUGCCAUAACACAAAAUUUAAAGCCAAAUGCAACAGAAAUGUCAUCAAAGCUAUAAUAAAUAAGUGAC
Molecule: messenger RNA, 2223 nt
Organism: Culex quinquefasciatus (southern house mosquito)
Lineage: Eukaryota; Metazoa; Arthropoda; Insecta; Diptera; Culicidae
Product: protein twist
Exons: 2
Coding region: 201-1553 (450 amino acids)
Biological process (GO): regulation of transcription by RNA polymerase II; developmental process
Molecular function (GO): RNA polymerase II transcription regulatory region sequence-specific DNA binding; protein dimerization activity; DNA-binding transcription factor activity, RNA polymerase II-specific
Source: RefSeq, a predicted model, not a curated record